Messenger RNA from Exserohilum turcica Et28A, 3199 nucleotides. RefSeq lists its product as uncharacterized. The transcript is spliced from 2 exons. Lineage: Eukaryota; Fungi; Ascomycota; Dothideomycetes; Pleosporales; Pleosporaceae. Gene Ontology annotation, molecular function: protein binding. The record is from RefSeq and is a predicted model, not a curated record. The coding region runs from base 139 to 2889 and encodes 916 amino acids.
CCCCACCACAACCACUACCAGGCAAAACCAAGCAAAAACCUGGGUUGCUUCCAAAACACACAACACCGCCCACCCGCUAAGCUGUAACCGUCUCCACUCAGCCAGCCCACCCGUCGCCCACCCUUCGCGUGCACCACAAUGGCAGGCCCUCUGGCCAACGCCCACGCCCACGCCCACGCCCAAUUUUCCGGCCCACCACCCUACAUGCAUCCUUUCCGCCCCGCCUCCUCCAUGAGCGCAAACCGCUUCGACGAGGGCUACUCGGAAGACACGCGUAGCCAGAAUGAGAGCGACAUGGUUAUGCACACCGACGUGCGCCUCAGCGAUGCCCAUCGGGAGCCCGCCUUGCCCUACAGCCUGCCCGACUGGGUCCUGGCCCUCAGCGAGAGCGAGCGCAGUGAGUUUGCAUAUGCCAUCCUGCGCUCGCUGCGCACCUCGUCCAUAGCCGCCAUUGUCGACAAGCUGAAUCCACUGCUGCACCUCGACCCCGUCAUACACCUGCCUCCCGAAAUCACCUUUCAGAUUCUCUCGUACCUCAGCCCCGAAACCCUGCUGCGCGCGUCGACCUUGUCGCGAGCAUGGCGGGAACGCGUGCUCGACAGUCCCCUGUGGAAGCUGCUCUUCCGGCUCGAGGGCUGGAACUCCAACUUCUCGCAGGUGCGUGCCUACGAAGAGUCGCAAAGACAGAAGCGCGCCGAGUUCAAAGAGAAGGAGCGCAAGACGCGGCACAGGGCAGCAGCCGAAGAUACCGACUACGGAAAGCCAUCCCACAAGAAGCGCGUGCGGGAUCGCCAGCUCUUUGGCGACGGCACAUUACUAGACAGCGGAGCACAGAAUGUAGCCGACCCGCUCACCACCCGCGCCGCCGGAAGCACAUGGGGCGAGCAGCACGGCACCGUCGAGGCCGACGACAGCCCCUCUGCCAAAUCCGAAGACAAGAUGGAGGGCGUAUCGUUCCACGACGCCUCGCCUCUGGCCUCGCCUACCCAUGUAGCACGCCGCGAAAAGCGCCAAGGCCUCUUGUCCGAAGACACGUCCUCGCCGACAACAGCAUCAGCCAGUUUCGCCGGGCCUCCCAUACACCCUUCGCUUCUCCUCCCCGGCGCCGAGGCCAGGAUCAACUGGCAGUUUUUAUACAAGCAAAAGAGACGGCUGGAAGACAACUGGAGCGCUGGGCGUUUCACAAACUUCCAGCUCCCCCACCCAAAUCACCCCGAGGAAGCUCAUACCGAGUGCGUGUAUACCAUACAGUACUCGGGCAAGUACCUUGUCAGCGGGAGCCGAGACAAGAGUAUCAGAGUUUGGAACCUGGAUACGUUGCGCUUGAUCCACGCGCCGCUCAUUGGCCACUCCGCCUCGGUCCUGUGCUUGCAGUUUGAUGAGCGGCCCGACCAAGACAUUAUUGUGUCUGGAGGCAGUGACUGCAGAGUCAUCUUGUGGCGCUUUUCUACUGGCCGAGUCAUCAAGGAGAUUGAAAGGGCGCACUCCGAGUCGGUCUUGAACCUCCGCUUCGACGACCGCUAUCUCGUCACGUGCUCCAAAGACAAGACGAUCAAGGUGUGGAACCGCAAGGAGAUGCUGCCGACGGAUGACACAUAUCCUGCAUCGACCAUCAAGUCGGGCGCUAAAUUCCCAUCCUACAUCAUCAACAUGCAGGAACACGUCGCUAGCCAGCACCUGCAUUUCAAGCCCCUUGCCCCUUACAGCCUGGUCAUGACGUUAGAGGGCCAUGGCGCAGCAGUGAAUGCCAUCCAGAUUCUCGACGGACAGAUUGUGUCGGCCUCGGGCGACCGGAGCGUCAAGUGCUGGGACGUCCGGACAGGUGCAUGCACGCGAACCUUUUCUGGUCACACAAAGGGCAUCGCGUGCGUGCAGUUUGACGGACGCCGCAUCGUCAGCGGAAGCUCAGACGAGAGCGUACGCAUCUUCGACCGUGCUACCGGGGCCGAGGUGGCUUGCUUGAACGGCCACAGUAACCUUGUGCGCACCGUGCAAGCGCAGUUUGGCGACUUGCCGGGCAAUGAAGAGGAGCUCGAGGCCGAGGCGCGUAGCGUUGACCGGAGCUACUUUGCUGCCCAGGCUAGCGGCAUGCUGUCUGACCAGAGCCUCAGCAGAGCAGAGCGCCGUGCUCGCAACGCCGGUUCUCGCGACCCAUCCAAGGUCUUUGCCUACGGGGCCAAGUUGCCACCAGGCGGCGGCGGUAGCAAAUGGGCGCGCAUUGUUUCCGGCUCGUACGAUGAAACCGUCAUCAUCUGGAAGAGAGGGCCUGACGGGGCGUGGGAAAAGUCCCAAACACUGCUCCAAAACGACGCAGUGCGCGCUGCCGGCGGCCGCCCCAGGAGGCCUGUUGUUCAAGCUGCAGCCAAUGCAAAUCCUGCCGCACAGCAUGCCAACCACCACCACCACGCUAAUGCCCCGAACCCUGCGCAACAGAACAAUUUCCAGGCACUGGCACAGCAGGCGCAGGCUCAGGCUCAAGCCGCGCAGACCUUGGCCCAACAAGCCCAUGCCCUUCAUGCCGCCUCACAAGCCAUGCACGGCCCGGGGGCCACCACCGCAGCAGCAGCAGCGAACAACAACGCUGCCGGCCCUGGGGCGGGGCCGCAUGCCGCCGCUGUUCAACCAGUCGGCAAUGCAGCAACGGCACCGCCAGGCCCUGCAAAUGCCCAACCGCACCACCACCAUCACCACCAUCACCAUCACCACGCCCCGCAUCCGCUUGCUGCCCCGCUCAAUACAAAUGGCACCAAUUCACGAGUCUUCAAGCUGCAGUUUGACGCCCGUAGAAUCAUCUGUUGCAGUCAAGACCCCACCAUUGUAGGCUGGGACUUUGCCAACGGCGACAAGGACAUAAUAGUCGCCAGCCAGUUCUUUGGCGAUUCGUACUAGAUGUUUGAGAAGAAUUGGUAUCAUCAUGUGCAUGACUUGGGUUGCAUCUUCUUGUAAAGUACACUCUUAGGGCUCAGUAAGUAAUUGAAGAGGAAGAAGAAGAAGAAGAAGAAAAAAAAAAGGGAAAAGUCAAGCAUGACACGCUACCAGGGUAAGGGCUUGGAAAGCAUAUAGAGGUGGUAAUUGGAACGAGAACACGGAUCAAGAAUGAAAUGUUAUCAGACUAUGCAUUCACGUUUAAUGUUGGGAAGGCCUUGAUUAUAUAUAUACCUUGGAUCACUACUAUUGCUGUCUCUGGCCAUGCUGUCCA